This is a messenger RNA of Botrytis fragariae, 603 nucleotides long. RefSeq lists its product as uncharacterized. Lineage: Eukaryota; Fungi; Ascomycota; Leotiomycetes; Helotiales; Sclerotiniaceae. The record is from RefSeq and is a predicted model, not a curated record. Bases 1 to 603 code for a protein of 200 amino acids. The transcript has a single exon.
AUGAUUGCAGAAGCUAUACACACAGACGAAUUCAAAGAAAUUUGUUGGUCCGAUAACGCGAGGGAAGACCUAGAAGUAUUCUUUGCGCGAUCUGCUACCAACGACCAACUUUAUUACGUGUAUAGCAAGCUCUGGACGGCCGUCAACUUUAGAUUUGUGAUGGAUAACAAUGUUCGUCCUAAUGCGCAGGAGAAGCAAGUCAGAAAGGACGUUCGUCAAAUCAUAAAGCGGGGCUUUGGAUUUGCUGCGGCUGAUUACUUCAACCUUUGUAUUCAGAGAAUCGUGAUCCCAGUCUAUUCUUCCGAUGAUGAAGGUUCGGAUAAUGAGACUUUGGACACCAACACAUUGGUUGAUGAAGAGAAUGAGCGAUGGGAGGACCACGACGCUGUUGAUUAUGAUCAUGACCAGGCAAGAAGUAUGCACAAAGGUGGAUGGCGCCAGUUGGUGGCCAACUGGAACAUGGCUACAUACUCACACGGCAACUUGAAUGUCAUUUCGAAAGAUGCGGGGCGCCUUCCAGCCACGGAGAAUUUCGACGCUGGCAGAACCGGGAAGAGCGGGCCAGGUGGUAGCAGUUCUGCUGGGGGGGGAGAGACGACAUGA